Messenger RNA from Mycena citricolor, 7984 nucleotides. NCBI's taxonomy places the organism in Eukaryota, Fungi, Basidiomycota, Agaricomycetes, Agaricales, Mycenaceae. The record is from the annotation of a GenBank genome assembly.
AUGGUAUGACCCUGAGGUUCUUGUGAAGCCAGCUGUUUGUCACUUUGUAGCUAAUCUGCGAAUGUAGGCUGUCACGACUAAGGGCGGGAAUCUCGUCCUCACAAUGUCGGAGCUGAACAAUCACAACCUGUCCUAUCAGAGCGGUUCGCACACAGUUUUGUCCGCUGCUUCGACUCAUUGACUCGAAGGGAUGCUGCAGUCAUGGAACAAAGUCUGCGUCAAUGGAGGUUACAUCGAAGUCUCGGUCAGUCUCCCCGGCUCGCCUUCGCAAGUCGGCUUCUGGCCAGCCGCGUGGACGAUGGGCAACCUCGGUCGCGCUGGAUACGGAGCAACGACUGAAGGAAUGUGGCCUUAUACCUAUGACAGCUGUGAUUGGGGAACUCUCCCGAACCAAACCACGGCCACAGGACUGCCGACAGCAGUUCAUGAUGAGAUGCUGAGCUUCCUGCCGGGGCAACGGGCGUCCGCUUGCACAUGCCCAGGCUCUGAUCACCCUGGUCCCUCCACCUCAGUUGGGCGAGGAGUGCCUGAGAUCGACAUUCUGGAGGCUCUCACGGAGGUCAACGACUCCAGUUAUCGUGGGCAGAUAUCACAAAGCACGCAAAUCGCACCUUAUAACGACCAUCGGUGGUUCGACAACUCGACCACCGUCACGACAAUCCAGAACGCAAGCAUUACGAAGCUGAACCAUUAUCUCGGCGGGCAGUACCAGCAGACAGUCUCAGCGCUGAGUUACAUCGAGGACGAAUUCUAUGGCGCGCAGGCGUUUGCUACUUAUGGGAUCGAGUGGUUUUCGGAUCCUACGGACCGAGAGAAGGGAUUCAUGAAUUGGUAUAGCAAUGGGCAGAAGACGUGGGGGAUCACAGCAGCUAGCAUCGGUCCGGACUCCAUCGCAAAUGUCUCUGCUCGCUUGAUCUCAGAAGAGCCCAUGUACAUCAUCCUCAACCUGGGCAUGUCGCCCACGUUCCAGCCACAGAACUUCAGUCAGCUGGUCUUUCCAGCUACUAUGCUCGUGGACUACGUUCGGGUCUAUCAGUCGCCUGGUGCGAAGAAUGGACUGAGCUGCGAUCCGCCGAAUCGCCCCACGGCUGACUACAUUGCCCAGCACUCAGAAGCGUACACGAAUGCAAAUCUGACGACAUGGGCUCAAGCAGGGCACACGUUUCCCAGGAAUAGCCUACUGGAUGGCUGCUAGCACUGGAAGUGUGUCAUAUGUACUUUAAUUGGUUAUCGGUUCGAAACGUACUUUGAAACCCGUUCUAUCUGCAAAUAUGAGGACAUCAGCUGUCAGUAGGGCGCGCUCGGAGAUUCAUCCGCCACUGCGCUUUUUUAGACGUUGCAGAUCUUUUAGCCCCCUCGCAUCAUCGAGUUGUGAUUGACAGCUUCACGCCUUCCCUCCUCCAUCCAUUCGCAUUCUUCCGUUCCGCGGUUUCCCAGCUCACAGAAAGCCUUGACGACAUCCCACCUCGAACCAGGGCCCUCCCACGCGUUGGCGACAUACACAGAACAAGGGCUUUCGCCGGUAGCCAUCACGUAAACAAUAGCGAUCGGUUGCAGAAAUCUCCCAGUCCACAACGACCGCGCACCUCCGACCCUACAUCUCACUCCUCUAGAACACCCUCCUUAUAAUGACCCGGACAUCCGCAGCACCGUUGUUCCUCCUCCUCCUAUGCCUUCCCUCUUUGUCGCUACCCGCAUUAGCACUGUCCAUGCCAUCCCCCCGCAGGACCGUCGACGUUGUGUAUGAACGCAUCUGGCCACGACGCCGAACGAUCAAUGUGCCAAGAGCCGGCCCUGCAAGUGGAUACUAUCCACCCGCGAAUGCAGGAGGGUCCAUGCUUACUAGCGUAGCAGGGACGUUCCCUCCAGGACAAGGCGAACCGCUCAAUAUCAUCGUAUCAGGCUCCUCCAGUCCCGAAGUGCUGGUCCACUCAUCGCUGAAUGGAGGCUUCCUGAACUUUUGGAUGGCUGUUGGCUUCGGUGGAGAAUGCUUGGGGCAGCAUAUUGGUGCUUCGCAGAUGGCAGACCUCGGUGACGGCAAUGGUCUCGUGAACGAGACGGCGGAGCUGCGCUGGGACUAUGGAGAUCCAUCACUCGGGACCUGUGAGGAGACUAUUCAGGGAGGAGACCACUUCCGUUAUUGGCAACAGAACGGAAAGUCAGCGAACAGCUCAGCAUACUUUCUUGCCUCGUCGUAUGAGAAACCUAUUGCCGAAGGCCAUGACAUUGUACCUAAUGGCUACAACUUCGGACGGGAUUGGCUCAUCGGUAACAUCACGGGCUCUCCGAUCGACACAUUUUCUCUUACCAACACUUCAACCUUCUCGGGCACCAAGUCGUAUGCUGGAUUCGUGUACUCCGUGGGGAUAUCAUACGUGUCGGGCUUGUUGUCGAACACAAGCUACGGGAUCAACCACAAUCUCUCCGUCCCCAUCAACGGUCUGAAUGCCAUAGAUGGCCUAGUAGCUGUUCUAGACAUCAAGGUUGUGACCAAGCCUGCGAACGCAACGAGUGCUGGACUGCCGAUUAUACGACCGUCCUCACUGCCGUCGCUGCUCGCUCCUCUAUUGGUGCUAGGGUUGUCUCUUUGGGCUGGACUCUUAUCCGUUGCCGUGUAAUCUUCCUCUGCGAGCCUUGCCCUGCGAUACCUCCACGUCCUACCUCAUGCUUAUCUAUCAACCAUUCGCUCUCACACACCCAUGCAUCCAUCUGCAUUCGUACUUAGACGGACUGCUCGACUGACUGCUCGACACAAUGGACCAUCCUAGCAUAGAACAAUCUACUUAUCAGCCGCGGCGUGUGUGAACUCCUGUCACAGCGUACAUCUCAGUGGCUGGACAACCCUGUUUCUGACCUUUCCAUGUCGCUUCAGAGCCUCAUCGGUACUAAUUUCCAGAAUUGUGGCUGGGGCGAUGAUAGCGAUGUCGCUGUUUCUAGUUCCUCGAGACCAACAUUCUCAAUCCAAUCCAGAACGUGAAGCUUGAGCUUGACCCCUGGUCCCUCCUUUCCAAAGUGAAAGACAAAUAACAUCAAGUGAAAGACAAACAACUCGCCCGUAGUAUAUAAGUUUGGCAUACCCAGGCGCAUAUACUCACCAAUCCUCUCUUCCUUUCCCUCUCAUCUCGUUCAGCACACUCUUUUACCUCCACGAUCCUUACUCGCCAUGUACACACACAUCAUGCCUCUUCUUUUCGUCGCGGGCGCGCUCGCUAGUCCCAUUCACCAUGUCACACGUGACCAGGGACCUGGACCUAACGCCGUCGAAUGCAUCUACAACAAGGCCAUCAAGUUCACGACCACCGCCGAGAAUGCCGCCAAGCUUCUGGCGGGGAACCCGAACGAUCUGCCCUCGUCAGCACCUGACUUCCGCAUCUUUCUCGAGAGCUGUUGCGCGCAGGCGUCUGGCGGCCCUGCCCCUGGAGACAGCUCGCCUCUCGCUAUGAAUGCCAACCAGCCGUCAUCUGAGCAGGCGUCUGAGCAGGCUUCUGUCUCUGCUCCGGGACCUGACCCACAGUCGAACCCGUCGAACCCAAGCUCUCAGUCGAUCGUCCCCCACGAGAAUAACCUCAACAUCAACCUCGUCCCCUCGGACCAACCUUCAGCUGAUCCUGCCGAUAUUGCUUCUGCCUCUCGCUUUGGCAAGUUUGUGUCGCCGUCCCGUCUUCACGGCCCUAGCAACAUCAGCCCGUCAAGCCCUAACGCGAAGAUUGGUGCAGAGUCCCAGGAUUCCGGCGCUCAGGCGGAUGGUCAGGGGCAGGAAGGUGGGGCCAACGCUGCCGCAAACGUUGAGGAGAAUCACCCGAAGAAGUUUUCUUCCGUGCCCAACCAUCCAGUUGCAGAUGGCCUUGCGUCCAUUCUCGGCGACGGCACUGCCAAAGCUGAUGUGAGCAACAACGGGCCGGGAGGGCCGGGCGAAGAGGCGACGGUCGACGGCGUCAAGAAGGGUGGCGAUGGCCAGGCCUCGGCGGACGUGGCUGACAACGGCAAACCUGACUUCCCCGUUGAUCCCAGUGCGCCUUCGGGCAAGAAGGCUCAUGCACUGCUCACUCGGCCAUCGAAUGGGCAAGUCGGUGCUGCUGCCAAUGAGGACGGCGGGUCGCAGACCGGGCAGGCUGACGCUCAACUUCCCAGCGGCAACAACAACGACGGCAACACUCUGCCCCUGGACCUGCAGGUCGAUGUCGGCACGGGCGACAGCAAUCGCACUGGCGGCCGCCCCUCGGCCAAGUUGCCGUUGCAGCAGCUUGACGCCGCUGCUAACAAGAUCGCUGCAGCUGAUCCGAUGUCCAAGUUGGACCCGGAAUCGCGCUCUUUCUGCUCGACAGCAAGUUUGCUCCGUGACUUUGGCUGGAGCCGAGUGCCCAUGUCUGCGACCGCAUUCGAUGGACCACUGACAAACUUAUAUACAGUGGAACUCGCAGGGUCAUGGGUCAACGCCAUGCUCUUCGCGUUUGAGGCCGUGCUGGCCUUUCGCUACCUGGCGCGCCAACGCCGGCCGCUGAUGCACCGGCUGGGUAUAGCCUUGAUGGUCUUCUUCGAUCUCAUAUGCACCAUGGCCAUCGAUGCGAGCGUGCUGAUGACAUUCCUCACGUUCUUCGGGAAAGCGAACUUCCGUGCGGUGACGGUGCCGACCACCAUCAUCAUUUCUGCGACGUAUGCAACGGCGGCUGUCGAGCAGUCGUUCCUCUGCAACCUUUACUUUGUUCUGUCCCGCAACAAAAUCUUAUCGUUGAUUGUUGUGCUUUCUGGUCUUCUCCAUUUUGGCUUUUCGUUCGCGUCUGCCAUCAUGCUCCAGCCGACAGUGACUGGCUUCCGUGAUAUUACCUAUAAAAUCACCUCGCGAGUUCCCGUCUUUGGAUUGGCCCGGGCACGGCUCUUACGCUUGGCCCGCAAGGUCCUCAUGCUGAGUCUCGUCUCCGGGGCGGUCGUGGCCUCUACGACGCUGUUGAUGAUGAUUCUUUUCUUGAAGGGUCAUAUCGUCUUCAACUUCUUCUUUUUCUGUCAAGGCCGUAUCUACGCGCUGACGCUCCUGAUCAACUUCCUGUCCGGUCCCCGGUCAGCCUCGGCGAACGUGACCGUAGAACUGGAGAGCGUGAUGAACGGCCACCGCCACUCGGUCGGAGUCGCGACUCCCACCUUCGCACGCUAUUCUUAUAGCACCCCGAACGUGAAAGAUCUGCCGCCUGAGACGCCUGACCUCGAGAGCUCGCUGGCGGCCCCGCAGUCCAUUCCCAUCCCGCUCUGGGAGCUGGCCAGUGCGUCUGCGCAGUCGCUACCGCAUCAAGAUGGCGGUAGCACAUCUCCGCGCUUGCCACAACAUCAUUCAGCUACCUCGUAGCAGAUUUCUAUACUCUAUAGAGUAGGAGCGCGAAAAGACGUUAGAUUCAGAACGUGUCCUUUCUAGGUACGCGAGCAAAAGUUUCACGUGAUCGUGUUACGAGAGAUGACACUGAGUCUAGAUCUUGGCAUGCCUUUGCACUGUCAAUGAAGACGGCGUCGCUUGUUUAUCGCCGGUUGGCCCUGACCGUGAAUCUUCGCUUUUGUGACCGUCUGCUCGCCCGUCCGAACACGCAAUCACCGAGGCGCAACGAAAUCCUAUCUCACAUCGGGGGGAAAGAUCUACACAGGACGCAUCGCAGGAGAUACUCCUCCCUAGAUGGUUUCAGGUCGGCAAUGACGUGGUUCGAUCGGCGCAGUGAGACAUAUGGGCGGGAUAUAAGGCGGGAAGGGCGGUGAGACCAGCACCUCCUGGCAUCUUGCUUCCAACCACCACAACACAACUUCAUAUCUUAUGCAACGAGCUCUAUUGCCUGCCCUAUACAAACGCACCUCAUUCGACACUCAUCCAUCAUGACAUCCACCCACUCAUCCCACCCCGCCCCGCUCCCAUACACCCGACUCCCUGACUUGACAGGGUCCACCGUCGAGAACGGCAAGCUCAAGCUCGUCGAGCUUCUCGGCCACGGCUCAUUUGCCAAGGUCUACAAGGCUCUGGACACCCAAUCGACUGCAUCAUCCGGGGCACCCAUCCACUACGCCGUCAAGUGCCUCUUGAACGGCGAGCCCGGAUCGCAGGAGCACCACAACCUCCAGAACGAGCUCAAGAACCACACACGGGUCUCUGGCCUGCCUGGCGUCGUGGCCUUGCACCGCGCCUUUGUCGAGGGCGAGCACGUCUUUGUCGUGAUGGAGCUCUGCGACACUGACCUGAACCGCUUCGUCAUCGAGCACAAGGACUGCGAUGAGUAGUGCGACGUUGCGAAGCGGGUGUUCUUGGACGUGCUUGAUGCCGUCGAGACAUGCCACGCCGAGGGUGUGUUCCACCGGGACCUGAAGCCCGGGAACAUCCUGUGUGACGCCGACGGCAAGAAUAUCCGAAUCGCCGACUUUGGUGUUGCGACUCGGUCUGAGGAGUCGAAACAGUUCGGCGUUGGGACUGCUGUGUUUGCGAGUCCUGAAGACAUGGACAAGACCCGAGACACAUACUCCCCUCGCGGAACGGACUGCUGGUCGCUGGGUGUGAUCCUGAUCGCCCUCAUGACGAGCAGCCUUCUUUGGAAGGCACCCGUCGAGUCCGACGACACGUACUGCGCGUACCGCGCGGACCCCGCGCACUUCUUGCGGGGGACGCUCGACCUGAGCCCUUCAUUCAGCUCGCUCGCGAACCGGAUCUUCGAUCCCAAUCCGGCGCGCCGGCCGAGCAUUCCAGAACUGCGCACGGAGGUCGAGGCGAUGGAAACGUUCGUCGUGCCUCCGCCCGUAGAUAUAGUUGCUCUGGCUCUGCAGAACCCACUGCACAGGCCGAAGAAGAGCAAGCGCCGGACGACUCCGCCUCCGGUGGAUAGCAGUGCGACCACGCCUCGACGCUCGCUGAGCAUUGCGUCCUUUACGAGGAAGCUGAGGAGGCUUGUGCGUCGUCGGUCGUCGCUGUAGUUUAUUUCCUAUCUCUGUUAUCCGUUCCGUAGAAAUAACCUUGCGAAUCCCGAUGAUUUCACUCAGUCAUGAGUGAUGAUGACAUAAGCGCCGUCAAUCCUGAGAUGUCUUUCCUUUCUUCUGUGAAUUCGCGACGCAUGACGCUAUGCUUUGGAGCGACAAAUUUGUGGCUCCUUUUUUGUUGGCCUGUGGAGACUCCGCCGUUGGGAUUUCAGUUCGGAAUUCUCAGAGCUCCCAGACGGAGACAGCCUUCACAUCAGCGACCCCAUUCAUCCAUUACUUCAUUGAACCUCUCGUCACCAAUGAGCGCUUGAGCCUCUGAGCUUGGAAACUUGCUCGGAGUAUGUGACCUCACAGUUGGGAUUAUGCGGCUCUAUAAAUGCACGACGAGGGUCUCCCCACUGAAAACACCAAACAUUACGAACAUGCAGCAACCCUCUAGCACCACAAGCACGCACGGCACGACAGGGACCAGCACCGGUGACAUCUCGUACGGCAACACCCAGAACACGCCACAGCCGUACUCCUCGACCACCGCAGCUGAUAGCGAUACUGGCGCACGGGACUCCGUCACGCACCCGACCGUGGGCGAAUCGAUGCAACGCGGCGAGGCGUCGGGCAUUUCGACGUUCCAGGCGAUGAGCGGCGAGGACCGCGAGCCGGCGGGGGAGACGGUGUACCGCACUGCGUCGCGGGGCGAGUUCUCGUCUGGCACCGAGCAGCAGCAUCAGCAGGAGCCGGGCGCGCAUUCGGAUGCAUCUGCGACGCACCGCCACCAUGAGGCGGGUACUGGGACGACAGCUGCCGAAAGGACGGAAGGCCGUCAUGUUGGGGUUGGGGACAAGAUCAUUGGAUCAGUCGAGAAGGUCGCUGGGAAAGUCACUCGUAACCCGGAUCUCGAGGCGCGCGGUGUGGAGCGCAAGACGGCAUGAAUCACGGGCCCGUAUAUACUACAUGUACAGUAAAUUAGAUGUUUGAGCAAUUGUAGCUUCUAACUCGUGGCCUACGACCAUGGUCGUCGAUGAAUCGAUUCACCGCAUUCAAAAAGUCC